CAAAAGCUCUGUUAAGUGAUCAUGUUGAAAAAGCUCAGCAUAUCUAUAAAUCAUAUAUCUAUGGCUGUCAUCCUCUAAGCAUGAUCGCAGUCUCCGCCCGCUUGACUGGUCCCGUCUUGAGACUUGUCCAACCGGCUGUCUUGACACGCACAAUAGUCGCAGCUUCGACGAUCGCAUCGUAAACAGGUUACUGUCACUGUUUGUUGAACUAUAUUUUAACUCAUAAGUUUGCGUUGUGACGAAGGAAGUAAAACUAAAUUAAAAAACACACACAACAAGAACAAUUUAUGUAGUUCAGUAGACUCCACCAGUGUUGUGCUACAUCCAGCAGCUAAUAGCGUCAACGCUAUGGUUGACUGCUAGCCUUCAUUGACGAAGUGACAAGUCCACCGACGGCACCACUGCGGAGUGAAAAUUCUCAGCAUGUUUCAGUGAGCGAUGCAAUUGCUGGUAUUAGGGAUGGCCAUCUGGGGGGCGCAAGCUUGUUCCGACUCACAGAGCUGCACGACAACACUGCCACCCAAUGCCACCUCCAAAGAGUACUGCUACUCAGCCAGAAUUCGCAGCACAGUGCUGCAGGGCUUGCCCUUUGGUGGUGUACCAACCGUUCUCGCCCUUGACUUUAUGUGCUUUUUGGGCUUGCUGUUUGUGUUCUCCUUCCUGCGAAAAGUUGCUUGGGAUUAUGGACGCCUCGCUCUGGUCACCGACGCUGACAGGAGAAUGGAUCAGCGUUACAGUCGUCUGGAUGAUCGGGAAUACAUGGCCUCCUCCUGUGUGGCCGCACAGCAUGAUGCACACAGACAAAACACUUUUAGUGCGGCUGCUGACUUGACAACAGACACAUCUGCUGAACGCUAUGAGCGCCUCACCUCAGUUUCCAGCUCGGUAGACAUAGAUCAGAGAGACACAGGCUUCUGCUCUUGGCUCACUGCUAUCUUCCGCAUCAAGGACGAUGAGAUUAGGGAGAAGUGUGGCGAAGACGCAGUACAUUAUUUGUCCUUCCAGCGUCACAUCAUCGGCCUGCUGGUAGUGGUGGGUGUGCUCUCUGUUGGCAUCAUCUUGCCUGUAAACUUUUCAGGAAACCUACUUGAAAACAAUGCUUAUAAUUUUGGAAGAACUACGAUAGCAAAUCUAGAUGCAGAUAAUGCGCUCUUGUGGCUGCACACCAUAUUUGCAUUCCUUUACCUGUUACUGACAGUGUGCAGCAUGAGAAGACACACCUCCAAGAUGCACUACGCAGAGGAUGACCUGGUCAAACGAACAUUAUUUGUCAAUGGACUCUCCAAAUAUGCAGAAGAAACUGAAAUAAAGCAACAUUUUGAGCAGGCGUAUGAAAACUGUGCUGUGCUGGAAGCCCGCAUCUGUUACAAUGUGGCAAGGCUGAUGUAUCUUAACUCUGAAAGGAAGAAGGCAGAGCGCAGCAAGAAAUUCUUCCUUGAUCUACAGGCCAAAGAGCACAUAACCACCAUGAUAAACCCAAAGCCAUGUGGACACCUUUGCUGUUGCAUCAUCAAAGGUUGUGAGCAGGAAGAGGCUGUGAGUUAUUAUACCAAGCUAGAGGCUCAAUUAAAAGAUGGCUACAGGAAGGAGAGAGAGAAGGUCAACAGGAAACCUUUGGGAAUGGCAUUUGUCACCUUUCAAAACGAAUCCAUAACUGCUAUAAUCUUGAAGGACUUCAAUGCUUGCAAAUGUCAGGGCUGCCACUGUCGCCGAGAGCCGCAGAGCUCUGCAUUCAGCGAAAAACUCCAGACACACAACUGGACUGUGAGCUAUGCCCCUGAUCCGCACAAUGUCUACUGGGAGCAUCUGUCGUUGGGAGGAUUCUCGUGGUGGAUGCGCUGCUUGAUCAUAAACUGUGUCCUCUUUCUCCUCCUCUUCUUCCUCACCACUCCAGCCAUCAUUAUCUCCACCAUGGACAAGUUCAAUGUUACCAAACCGGUGGAGUACCUAAACAAUCCAAUUAUCACUCAGUUUUUCCCCACCCUCCUCCUGUGGUCCUUCUCUGCCUUACUUCCUACCAUUGUCUACUACUCUGCCUUCUUUGAAGCCCAUUGGACGCGGUCAGGAGAGAACAGAACUACUAUGCAUAAAUGCUACACUUUCCUAAUCUUCAUGGUACUCCUACUGCCCUCCCUUGGUCUAAGCAGUUUGGAUGUUUUCUUCCGGUGGCUUUUUGACAAAAGAUUCUUGGCAGAUGCUAAAGUGAGAUUUGAGUGCGUCUUCCUUCCUGACAAUGGAGCCUUCUUUGUGAACUAUGUCAUUGCAUCUGCAUUCAUUGGAAAUGCCAUGGACCUGCUCAGGAUCCCUGGUCUACUUAUGUACAUGAUCCGCCUUUGCCUCGCUCGAUCUGCAGCCGAGCGCAGGAACGUCAAGAGGCAUCAAGCUUACGAGUUCCAGUUUGGUGCGGCUUAUGCUUGGAUGAUGUGUGUCUUCACGGUGGUUAUGACCUACAGCAUCACCUGCCCAAUCAUUGUCCCCUUUGGGCUGAUGUACAUGCUUCUCAAACACUUAGCAGACAGGUACAACAUGUACUAUGCUUAUCUGCCUUCCAAACUGGACAAGAAGAUCCAUUCUGGAGCUGUUAACCAAGUGGUGGCUGCUCCAAUUCUUUGUCUAUUUUGGCUUCUUUUCUUCUCCACGAUGCGCUCUGGAUUUUCAGCUGCAAUCUCCAUGUUCACGUUCAUAGUUUUGAUCAUCACAAUCACUGUCUGCCUCUCGCAUGUCUGCUUUGGACAUUUUAAAUAUUUGAGUGCGCACAACUACAAGAUUGAUACUCAAGUAUUGGAUGUGACUGAGAAGGGACCUACAGAGUGCACUACUGAUUCCAACAAAGCGGCAGUAAGUAGUCAGACAGAUGUACAUCGCAGAGGUUUUGCAAGAUCCAAAUUCAGAGGAGGCCGGAUCGGGCAGUGGCGAGGAUGACGGUCAGGGGUCGUCGCAGGACGAGGAAAUAAUCAAUGUGGAAAAUGGCCUGAACGAGGACUUCCAGUCUGGAGAAGAUAGCCUCAUUGAAAAUGAAGUGAGACACUGAGACAACAGAAAGAUUCAACAAUGCACUGAAUAAAUGAACUAAACCUGAUGUGGUUCAACAAGGUCACCAAAGCAUCUCAACCUGAUCGAGGGACGUAAAACUAAUGGACACGUGUUGUCUACUAAUUACACGGAUUCUUACAUACUUACAGCGGGACUACUUGCAAAAGUAAUGCAUGAGCAGUAAAGUCCUUCGGAGCCACCACCACAGUGCAUGGACUCAGUGAAAAGACACAAAAGGAGACAUGACAAAUAUGGCCCUAUCUUGCACUUGAAACAAGAAGACUUAUAACGCCAAUAAGCUCCGCUUUCCACAAAGGCACCGUCGAUGGCAUGCCUUCAAGAUUUCCCCAUGAUUGUCUGCUAGUACCCCAAAAUGUCCCCACGCGAUGCUUCAUAUGUAAUGCGGCUAUCAAGAGAGGUGCAGAUGUUUCCACAAAGCUCAUGCAGUCCCAUAGAGGCCUCGAAGAGAAGAGCACUAUUUUCUUUUAGCACAUAACCUCUUUGGGCAUUGAUUAGAAUAUGUACAUUGCCUUCCCACUGUGGAAGAGGAUCGGUAUCUUAGCACACUAUACUGAUAGAAGCGAUGCAGCCCAUUGGGAUUGCUGUUGGACUGCUGCUACUUGACCCUGCUACAAGAGGACUUUGAGUUGAAUAGGAUGGACAGAAAGUCGGUGGGGUCAGUCUGUUAUGAUACUCAAUUGACAUUUGUCUUCUUUCUAUCUUUCUUUUGCCCAUAGGUUUACAUAUUUACGCACAGAUACUGACAUUUGCAUUAAUUUUUUGGUGGUAACUGGGUAUGGACUAGUUAGUCUCUGUCUUGUCCUUGUUAACUGUUGUGUAUAUAUAGGCACUUGAUCAUGUAGGUCCUGUUAGGCGUAUUAUAAGAUGUUGGCAGCCAUGUUACAGCCUUCCGAAGCUGAUUUGUAAAUUGUUUUAAUUAAAUUGUGUAAUAUCUAUGAUAAAACAUGAACCAUCACAAAAGAAGUCUACAGCCACAACUGUGGGUAAAAUGCAUUCGUCUAAAAUAAUUUAAGCUGAACCAAGUAACAUUUGCUGAUCUGAACUGAAAGUACGGACCCAAUUAAGGCCUUACUCUGCAUCAAACUUGUCAUUUUUAGGCCCCAAAACAUUUAUUCAACAUAUGCUCAAAAUCUGUGGUAGUUAUUUGUUCAAAUGUUGCAUCUGUUUUUUUUGUUUUUUUUUUGUAUGGCCCUUAGGAGGCCCCCAAUGAGAAAAAAGGUUUCCCAUCGCUGUCAUCGGGACUCCAGUAUGAGUUGGCCGUUUUUGUAGCUGUUGAUAAAGUUAAUGUUUCAGUCCCGUUUCACAGCAUUCACAAUAACAACUCUAUUAAAGCAGCUGCUCAGAUCCCUUAGGGUCCGAUCACAACACCAACAGUGACCAUGACCUGUAGUCAGAAUGUGUCUAUUAUUUUGGUACUAACAAAACAAUUCUUUGACAUGUUAAAGUGGCGUUCUCUGAUGAUUGUAAGAAGACUGUUUCAUACCUCUACAUUUGUAUACCUCUAAUAUGUCUUGAAAUCUCUGAAUGGGUUUCAGAGGGAUACUUUGACAACACGAUUUCUUUAACUUUGAAUGUACUUGACAUGCACAACUUUUGAUAAGAUGCGAACAGUGCUCAAUAGCUAAUAGGUGAUCAGCUUUGGUUCACUGGAAAACCAACCAUACGUGUUAUUUUGUAUUAAAACUGAACUGACAGGUGUAGUGUUCACUGCAAGGAGAACACCCAUGUGUGUAUAAACUCAUCCACAUUGUGAAUCAUAUUGUUUUACUUAAUUUCCUAUGCAUCUUUGGACUCAUUGGAAAUAAAAUAGUUUUUGUUAACAAAAAAAACAAACCCUCA
Messenger RNA from Phyllopteryx taeniolatus (common seadragon), 4893 nucleotides. Its product is annotated as CSC1-like protein 2. Gene Ontology annotation, cellular component: plasma membrane. Gene Ontology annotation, molecular function: calcium-activated cation channel activity; nucleic acid binding. Lineage: Eukaryota; Metazoa; Chordata; Actinopteri; Syngnathiformes; Syngnathidae. The transcript is spliced from 25 exons. Bases 439 to 2922 code for a protein of 827 amino acids. The record is from RefSeq and is a predicted model, not a curated record.